Dreissena polymorpha is the source of this 400-nucleotide messenger RNA. RefSeq names its product histone H1-delta-like. Gene Ontology annotation, cellular component: nucleus; nucleosome. Gene Ontology annotation, molecular function: structural constituent of chromatin; nucleosomal DNA binding; double-stranded DNA binding. The coding region runs from base 17 to 400 and encodes 127 amino acids. The record is from RefSeq and is a predicted model, not a curated record. NCBI's taxonomy places the organism in Eukaryota, Metazoa, Mollusca, Bivalvia, Myida, Dreissenidae. The transcript has a single exon. Gene Ontology annotation, biological process: negative regulation of DNA recombination; chromosome condensation; nucleosome assembly.
AUACCACAUCAUCAAAAUGGCUGAUACCGCUGUCGCUGCUCCCGUCGCUGCCCCAACACCCGCCAAGGUGAAGAAAGCUGCCAAGCCCAAGAAGCCCGCAAGUCAUCCCAAGUACAGCGAGAUGAUUGCCGCCGCACUUGGUGCCCUGAAAGAGAGGUCUGGCUCCUCAAGACAGGCUAUCCUGAAGUACAUCCAGGCCAACUACAAGGUCGGGGAUAACGUCAGUGCCGUCAACGCCCACCUGAAACUGGCCCUCAAGGCUGGCGUCAAGAGUGGAGCCGUUAAGCCGUCCAAGGGCACCGGUGCCUCUGGAUCCUUCAAGCUUGGAGAGGUGAAGAAGGCCGCAAAGAAGGCUGCCAAGCCUAAGGCUGCCAUGCCCAAGAAGGCAAAGGCCCCUUAG